AUGAAUGUAGUUUACCAUCAUGGUAAGGCAAACAUAGUAGUUGAUGCUCUCAGCAGGAUGUAUAUGGGUAGUGUAGCACAUGUUGAGGAAGAAAGGAAAGAGCUAGCCAAAGAUGGUCACCGACUUGCUCGCUUAAGAGUUGGCUUUACAAACAUGUCUGGUGGUGGUAUGCUAAAAGUUCAGGUUUUUUCCCAAGGGGGAGAUGAUUUGCUUCGUUACCAGCGUCGCUUGUGUGUUCCCAACGUGAGUGAGUUGAGGCAGCACAUCCUUACAGAAGCUCAUAACUCCAUAUAUUCCAUUCAUCAAGGUGCCACUAAUAUGUAUCAUGAUCAUUGGGAAGACUUUUGGUGGAACGGAAUGAAGAGGGAUAUAGCAGAUUCUUUGGCUAAGCGUCCUAAUUGUUAA
Solanum tuberosum (potato) is the source of this 405-nucleotide messenger RNA. RefSeq lists its product as uncharacterized. NCBI's taxonomy places the organism in Eukaryota, Viridiplantae, Streptophyta, Magnoliopsida, Solanales, Solanaceae. The transcript has 2 exons. The record is from RefSeq and is a predicted model, not a curated record. Bases 1 to 405 code for a protein of 134 amino acids.